This is a messenger RNA of Anguilla anguilla (European eel), 3754 nucleotides long. RefSeq names its product DnaJ (Hsp40) homolog, subfamily C, member 14 (gene dnajc14). Gene Ontology annotation, molecular function: dopamine receptor binding. The transcript has 7 exons. The coding region runs from base 535 to 2790 and encodes 751 amino acids. The record is from RefSeq and is a predicted model, not a curated record. NCBI's taxonomy places the organism in Eukaryota, Metazoa, Chordata, Actinopteri, Anguilliformes, Anguillidae.
AAAGACAAACAACAAGAGCAAGAGAGAGUGGUCUGGCUGGCUAGCUCUUAGCCAGCGAUGAACGAAAUGUAAGAAUGUUCUGAGAAAUCGAGGAGAUACAUUUUCGAUAUAAUAAUUAUAUAGACUAAAUCAGAUGUUUGUAGCAAGAGAGAAUGGCGACGUACUGCCACGCAUCGUUACAUGGUGUGAUAAUGGAUGCAAAUGUUAGCUAACUAACUGGCUAACGGUUGAUGUUACGUGCUUACUGCUAGCCUGGUAGCUAGCUACCUGGAUAGCUUGCGAAUUUAGCUAGCUAGCUCCGGCUACAUCGGCCAGCACAACAGCUGGUUACAGCGAACCAGCUUGCAAACUAGUCCCAGUUAGAUAUUGGUCACUAUACCUAAUAAUACAAAUACAGAAUUAGCUUGCCUUUGUUCUUUCGACAUAGGUAGUUGUCUAGCUAGCUAAGUGUGCUCAGCUAGUCACUUCUCAAAUGCAAGAGAAAAGCAAGAGAAGGUCUGUGGGACAUGAGGCUGCUGGAUUCUGAGCCCUGUGAUGGAUAAGCCUGGCGAUGCUGGCCAAGAGCCCCCAAAGUCGACCCCGGUGCCUCAGAGCUGCGGCUGUGGAGGGAGUGCCGUGGGCAACGGCGUGUGCCACGGGCAACCACGCCCUCGUGUGGCUGACUCCGCCCCCCUCCUGAAGACUGGAGAUGAAGCGGAGGAUGGCGUCGGGCGGUGGGCCGCCCCCACUGUGGGAGUGGAGACGUGCGGUGCCUUGAAGGAGGACCGGCAGGGAGAGCAGGAGGAGGAGGACGACUCGCCCGGCAGGGAGGAACAGGAAGUGGGGGAAGCAGAGCCACAUUUGAAAGAGCUCUUUGACGCUGGACUGAGGAAAAUGGUGAACGAGUCUGGCUUCAGCCCUACCUCCUCCCCCUCUGGCUUCUUGUCCGGUGACGGCCGUGGGCGUGGCCAGGGGGAGGAGACUGAGGCCUGGCGGCUGUCUGGAGAGGGAGAGGCGGCGGAAGACGUUGAACCUCCCUCCCUUUUCCCAGGAGACCCGUUCCUUGAGGAAGAGGAGGGCGGGCCCGAGGCUGGACGCCCGGGACACGAUCGAACGGAGGACCGGGACGGGGACGGGGACGAGGAGGAAGAGGAGGAGGAGGAGGAGGGUGCCGACGAAGACCGGGACGGCAGAAGCGACGACGGGAGGGACUGGAGGGCGGGCGGGGACCUGGGGCCGCGGAGGCCCAGCGGGGGGAAGAGAGGGAGGGGCCGCGGGGAGCCGGCGCCGGCGGCGCCCUCCAAAGCGCCGCUCUCGGCCGGCGGGCGGCACAAGCAGGCUCGGCGGCGGAACCACCACCACCACCACCACCAGGGGCGGGCGCGGGGCGGGGCGGGGUCCCGCGCGGCCGCCGCCUGCCGCGAGCUGCUGGCCGGGUCGCUGCGGCCCUGGUGCCUGUCCUGCCUGCGCAUGGUGGUGGAGCUCAUCGUCCUGGUGGCGCACCGCUGCGGGGAGGCGGUGGAGGCCGGCGGGGCGGCGCUCUACGCCUCGGGCUCCGCGCUCCUCCGCAGGGCCCGCGACCUCCCCGUCCUGAAGGCCCAGGCCGGGCGGCUGCUGGGCGGGGCGGGGCGCCUGGGCCGGCGGGCCACGGCCUCCUGCCUGGCCGGCCUAAGCCGGGCCGCCCUGCUGGGGGGCGCGUGGGCCGGGGGCGCUCUCGGCCGCCUGGGCGGGGAGCGGGGGCACCGCUGCUGGGCCACGUUCCGGGACUCCCGGGCCUGCAAGGCGGCGGCCGCCCUGUGGGAGAAGGUGGCCGGAGCGUUUCGGGGGCGCGGCCAGCGGGCCUCCCCCGGCGGGGCGGGGAGGGCGCCUCCGGGACAGGAGCUGGAGAGGCUGCUGGAGCUGGCGCAGAUCCCCGAGGACCAGCUGGACCCCUUCGCCGUGCUGGGGGUGGAGGCCAGCGCCUCGGACACCGAGCUGAAGAGGGCCUACAGACAGCUGGCUGUGCAGGUGCACCCCGAUAAGAAUAAGCACCCCCGUGCCGGAGAGGCCUUCAAGGUCCUGAGGGCGGCCUGGGACGUCGUCAGCAACCCGGAAACGCGCCGGGAGUACGAACUGAAGCGCAUGGCAGAGACGGAGCUGUCGCGGUCCAUGAACGAGUUCCUCAGCAAGCUGCAGGACGAUCUGAAAGAGGCCAUGAACACCAUGAUGUGCACCAAGUGCGAGGGCAAGCACAAGCGGUUCGAGAUGGAGCGGGACCCGAGCGAGGCGCGCUUCUGCGCCGAGUGCAACAAGCGGCACGGCGCGGAGGAGGGCGACUUCUGGGCCGAGUCCAGCCUGCUGGGCCUGCGCAUCACCUACUUCGCCUUCAUGGACGGGAAGGUGUACGACAUCACCGAGUGGGCCGGCUGCCAGCGGAUAGGCAUCUCCCCCGACACCCACCGCGUGCCCUACCACAUCUCCUUCGGCUCCAAGAACAGCAGCGGCAGCGCCACACGCCACAGGACGCCGUCCGAGCCGCCCCCCGGCCCCAGCUCCCCCGCUGACCUCCAGGACUUCUUCAACCGCAUCUUCCACGGGGGGGCCCCCAACGGCAUGGCCGCCAACGGAGGCUUCUUCCCCCCAGGGGCCCCGCCUCACCACCCCCCAAGACCGGGGCCCGGGCCCGGGCCCGGGGGGCCCUUCUCGGCCCCCCCGCCGCACACGGGCUUCUUCGGCCCCGGCGGGCAGAGGGCGGACCCCCCGGAGCCCCGGACCGAGGGCCCCAAACCCCCCCGCAGGCGCAAGAAAGUCCGCAAGCCCUUCCAGCGGUGAGCUCCGCCCCCCUCUCCACGGAAACGCAGGGACGCUGGAAGGCCGAUUGGCCCGUUUCCCUCCCGCCCUCCCCAGACGGACAGACCGAACUGAAGGAGCCGACGCGGGGAGCAGGCCUCUGUCGAGAUGGGGAAGCCCCAGAGGGUCAGGCGGGGGUGGGGCGGGACUGUUUUUAGUUUCGUUUUUCUCCUGGGUUGAUGUUUCUGUUGCACCUUGGGAAACGUAGCCAUACGAUUGGAACCCGAAGCCUACGGUUACAGCGACACAGCGGGGCACUUAUAUUCAGCUUGUAUGCGUUGUGGUUACAUUUUUAGGUUCUGCGUUGUUGGCCACAGAUCACGCACACACACACACACAUACACACACACACACGCACCGCAGCCCUGUCCAUAAUCUGUGAAGGAAGGGGGGGGGGGGGGAGGUGGGGGGCUUCGAGUCGACGGGUCCUAACGUUGCAGGCUGACGUGGAUAAUUCUGCAGGCACUAUGCUGGACACCCCUCAGGCCGGCGCCACACCGAACGCACGCCGUCCUCGCCGUCAUUUCUCCGGCGUUCACGCCAGAGCUCCCCCCUCCCCUCGCUUCUCCCGGACGUUUCUGACAUGAAGAUUUCCCGCGCGCUCCGGAGGCCGUCCCAGCGGAGCGUUUCCGCGCAGCUCAGGAGCCGCGAAGUCGCUAGCCGGCGGCGUGGGGUCCUAAAGCGGCUCGGACGUCCGCCUCGAAUCUCACCCGCCGCCUCCACCCACUGCUGGCAGUUUCCCGCUCUCUCCGUCGCCUCCGCCCGUCCCCGGGGACCCCGCUAACCCCUCCGUAGCGAGUGCGACACGCUUCGGCCCGGCGUGCGGCCUACCUGGGGUGCGGCCCUAGUGUGGCCCUUAAAGGAGGGAGAGCCUCUCCCAGUGACUGGUGCUGUGUGUGUGAGCGUGUGUGUGUGUGUGUGUGUGUGUGUGUUUGUGUGGGGCGUG